CGUGAUCUCAUGCAAAUACGUAUCUAUUUGUACGUAAAAUAUGUCUAUUGCAAACGUAUGCGUGAGACGUUUAAAUAGAUGCCUAUACGUAUAAUAUGCACGUAUUAAGGCUUCAAAAACGUAAAAUUCCUACGUUUUUUCACAUUAAUUACGUAAAAAUGCUUACGUAUAGAGAACGUGAGUUGACGUCAGUCUCAGCCGCAUGUUGUUACCGCCCCGCUAUGCAGGAAGGAAAGUUCUCUGCUGGAGUUACUGUAAGCCCCCUGUUCAAUUUUUUUGUCUGAACCUUUAAAAUCAUAAUGUACGCUGAAGGAAAUAAAAAGUGUUCUCUUCUGGGAAAAGCUGUUAUCGCAAAACAGCAGUUUUUGGACACGUACGCGAGUUGGCAGCCCAAAUUAUGGAUUACAGACAUGCCGCCUCUAACGUUAAGUUACUGGCAUACUCGGACAUUAUAUGAUUUCGGUUUUGGACUAAAUUGCCUACACACCUUACGAGUUUAAAUGCUGCAAAUCCCUUUAUUCUUAUGAACAAUUGUGCAUUUACUGAGUGCAAGAAGUUGCAACACACGCCAAUAAACUGUAAGAGCACCAGUUUUACUUACAAAAGGUGUCAGGGGUGACCAUACGUGCCUGGCCAGGAUUUCGGGUUCGUCUUCCGGAAAUCGUAUUUGUCGACCUCAUACGUCUUAGAGGAUUAUUAGUAUUAUUAAAACCAACCGUUACAUUUUAAGGUAAGAAUAAAACUACGAUGGUAUGUCUUAUUUUUUUAACUGAAUGGCGUAUGCGGUCAAAAAAUACGACUUCCGGAAGACGCACCGAAAUCCUGGCCAGGACGGGUCCGGGAAGAAUGGCACGUAGGUCACCAAUUAAACAAAAGCAUUCAAAAAGUCAUGGGCAAUGUGCCUCUGUUGCUAAUCAUUUUAUACCCAAUAAAAAACAUUUCUGGUGUCUGUGCUUUUCCGUUGUUUUUAUUUGAGAUGUGUUGAAAUAAUUCUCCUUAUCACGAUUUUAACGCUUUGCAAAACAAUACAAAAAUGAUUCUUUCAGGACGCAUGACAUUAGUGUCACACUCUCGCGUUGUAGCAUAAUUUUUUAAUAAUCACUUGUAGUAAAAUCAUGUUUUUUACAGAACAUAAGUAAGUUAGGCAUACAUUAUUGUCAUAUGCAAUAACACAAGGAAUAACAUACAUUAAAAAAAAUAAUAAGGGAAGAGAAAGGAAAAUAGAUAGAUAAAAACGGGUAAAAUCAUGGUUGGUUAAGGGUGUAUGUCGCGACCAAUCACGUGACGUAUUUCAGAGGACGCGUAAUAAUAAAAAAAUGAAAUAAAAUAUAGUAAAAAUCUAUAAAAAAAAAUAUUAUAAUUAGCAUAUGCUUUAAUAACUAAAACGAAAUAAACUAUAUAUAGUUAGCCUAGACUUAUCAAAAGCAAUACCAUUUGGCAUUUGGCUCAUAUUUCGUUAUGGGUGUUUAGUAGAAACAUCUGCAUGUAUUUUGGGGGGGUUGUAUAAUAUUUAACAUGCUAUGUUAUCAGGUACGCAUUUUUUUUUUCGCUUUGCUUGGACCACUUCCGGUCACGCCUUUUGCAUCUCCCGCGCACUGUGUGCAAAGAAAUAUAGCGGUACAGGUAAGCCAUCCAUCCAUCCAUCCAUCCAACCAACAGUUUCCUUAUUUAUAUUAUUUGUUAGCUGAUAUUGUAUUCAAAGUAAAAUAUAAUUUUAGUGUGUGUAUAGUUGCAUGGUCUUCACGUGUAGUUUCUCGUUUUACGCGAAAAACGUUCAAAUUUUAUAAUGUAUUAAAGUGUCUGCGGCAUAUGCUAAUGUUAUCCCUUACACUAAGUACUGUACUGUGUAAAUGUAAGAUAUUUAAUCCACCAGUUCAUAUUACACUUGAAAAAGCUCACUUAACCCAUUUCCUAAUUAACUUAGACCGGCCUUUUUGCUCAUUACUAUCUUAAAACGGCUUGGACCAGCUUUAACAUGUUUAAUUUUAACUCUAACACAACACCACACCAGCAACGUUAACCAUGAAAAUUGUAUUGAUCUAUGCUAUUUUGUAGAAGCAAACCUAUAUAACAUUGCAUUGAAUCAUUUUUUACAGGUAUUCACAUGCGUGUGUCACAGGAUGCCUGGAUCAACAUUCAAAAAGUGUAAAUCAUGCAAUGUUCACAUUUCUGUGGCUUGCAAAACUUGCAAACACUGCGGACAAAAACAAGAAAUGAAAAAAGCUAUACAAGUAGCCAAACAAAAAAUAAAUGAGAAAUGGGUCAAAAAUAUGAAAGUAGCAAAUAAUUUCUGUAAACUUGUAAAUUCAGCGAAUGUUCUGGUAAGUCAUUAAUACAUUCCAAUGUUGAAGUUGCCCUUUAUUGUAUCUGCAUGUGUAUAUGUGUGUCUAUAUGUUAGCAUGUGUGUUUGGCCUCAGAUAAAGCUGAAAUGUGAAGUAAGUAACCACUGUUUGUUUUUAAAAGAUUCCAGAAAUCUUUCCUGUCUUCCACUGAUUAUAUGCACAAAAUGCAGGCUUUGGGAAGAUAUCCUGUUCUGCUCUUGGGGAAGAGGAAUAUGUCAGGGUCUUUUACAACUGACGUGAUAACUGAUAGUUCCUUUUCAUCCCCAGAGGAGAAGUUGUCCAUUGAAACCAUUAAGAAUAUUUUCUCAAGUCUUCUAAAAGUUAAAUAUUCUGCCCAGGACAGUGAAGUUGAAAGCAGCCAAAGCAUGUUCUCCAGUGAGGAAGAUUGUGUUGUCAGUGCUGGAGUUGAUACCACAGCCUUCCAUAAAGAGGAUAAUCCCAGGGCCAGCAUUGACGAAGAGAAUGUUGUAACUUUAAUCCUUACUCCAGUGGAUCUCUCAGAAGAACCCUCUCUCACCUUCCAGCCACCAAUUAAAAAGAGAAUCCUGGAGAAAACUAAAGUUUCAGCACUUGCUUCACCUCCAAAAUCUACCCGCCUGACAAAUCCCCCUUUUCCUUACUUGGAAAAUGUCAUUGCUCCACCCCCAAAGAUGCCUGCUCAAGGAACAAGUGCCUGUGAUCCAGUCACAUACAUUACCCAUUUCACAGCAGAAGACUCUAGUGCUGAUGUACACACUUCUUCUGCAGCAGCCAAUGUCCCUCAUCUGCCUGUCACAAAAUCACUUAAAGGUCCAAAAGACAACAGUGCUGAUGUACACACUUUUUCUGCAGCUGCCAAUGUCCCUCAUCUGCCUGUCACAAAAUCACUUAAAGGUCCAAAAAACAACAGUGCUGAUGUACACACUUUUUCUGCAGCUGCCAAUGUCCCUCAUCUGCCUGUCACAAAAUCACUUAAAGGUCCAAAAGACAACAGUGCUGAUGUACACACUUUUUCUGCAGCUGCCAAUGUCCCUCAUCUGCCUGUCACAAAAUCACUUAAAGGUCCAAAAGACAACAGUGCUGAUGUACACACUUUUUCUGCAGCUGCCAAUGUCCCUCAUCUGCCUGUCACAAAAUCACUUAAAGGUCCAAAAAACAACAGUGCUGAUGUACACACUUUUUCUGCAGCUGCCAAUGUCCCUCAUCUGCCUGUCACAAAAUCACUUAAAGGUCCAAAAGACAACAGUGCUGAUGUACACACUUUUUCUGCAGCUGCCAAUGUCCCUCAUCUGCCUGUCUCACAAACUAACAAAUUUCGGUACAAGAUUAAAGACUGUCCCGUGCAUUUACUGAAAGAACACUUUCCAUUUGUAAAAACCCUGGGAACAAGAAUAGCAAAAAAUGGGAAUAAAGAAACAAAGGUUCGCUGGCAGCCUUGCUCUGGCUGUGGAGUAAAGUGGAAGGACACAUGGGAGCCUUAUGAACUUUUUCAUUCGGAUGAAUAAAGAGUCCUGACCCUUGACGUUUUGCCAGCCCUAUAUUGCCUGAGUCCUCUCAAACACUGACAAAGGAAUAUACAUUGAUGAGAGUUUUGAUGAUAUUUUGUUGUUUAAUAAACAUUAAUCUGCCA
Misgurnus anguillicaudatus (oriental weatherfish) is the source of this 3951-nucleotide messenger RNA. The record is from RefSeq and is a predicted model, not a curated record. Lineage: Eukaryota; Metazoa; Chordata; Actinopteri; Cypriniformes; Cobitidae.